Vespa velutina is the source of this 554-nucleotide messenger RNA. RefSeq lists its product as uncharacterized. Bases 72 to 554 code for a protein of 160 amino acids. The record is from RefSeq and is a predicted model, not a curated record. Gene Ontology annotation, cellular component: membrane. Lineage: Eukaryota; Metazoa; Arthropoda; Insecta; Hymenoptera; Vespidae. Gene Ontology annotation, biological process: sensory perception of taste. The transcript is spliced from 3 exons.
AGUAUAUUGAUGAAUGUUUCUCAUUAAAAGACAAGAACGAAGAAAAUAUUUAACAUGAUGGAAGAAGUAGAAUGAGUUGGUAUAUAAAGAUUAAGUUUGGUCAAUUAAAUGCUGUAUUACAAAGCAUGCUAAGAACAACUAUCGAUUCACCACAACAUAAGAGAGUUCUUCGAAUGAAGGACAACUGGGAAGAUGAUUCUUCGUUAUCUACUGUUUAUGGAACUUACAAAACGAAUGAAAAUCUUAUCAAAUUAAAAAGAGUCAAACAAAUCCAUUUGGAAUUGAUGAAAUGUGCCAGAAUCAUAAAUGAUGCUUAUGGAUUACAAAUUUUUAUAUCCAUAUUUACAUCAACCCUAUAUAUCACGACAUUGUUAUAUAAUUUCUACGCUAUCUUAAUAACAAACAAGUAUAACAAUUGGAUAAAACUGUUAUACAUGCAUUUCUCUUGGGUUUUUUAUUUUGGCAUCAUGAUUUCCACAAAAGCGUACAUAUGUGAGACUACAAUUAAAGAAGUAUGUUCUUUUCAACAAUUUUUAUUUUUUUUUUUUGUUUAA